AUGGCCCACAAGGCAUCGGAGCAGGAGAUAUGCCAGUCAGUGCUUGGUUUUGUAACGGAGGGCACCUACCCAACAUCUGAGAAUGUAAUUGCCGCGGAGUUUCCGGUAUCUGCUCUCGCAAGGGAGCUAGAUCUUAUAUCAAAGGCAAGGGAGGAAGUGGAGGCGGAGAUUACUGCACUAAGCCGGGACAAUGACUUUGACGCCGAUGGAUGGAUUUCGCAAGCAAAACAACUUCAUGCAGACAUCGAGCGAUCUCGUAUCACUGCGAGGGAGAUCGUCGCGCAGCAUGAGAAUACAAACCCUUUACAACUGAAGGUUGAAGACGCCGCUGCCAAGUUUCAUUUGGUUGAAACUGAAAUCGCAUUCAACCAAGCUGUAACGCACACACUUGAAGAGGUACAAAGACUAUGUCAGCGACUCGAUGCUGGGCGGGCCAUCCUUGGGGAGGGCCAGGUGAUGGACGCAAUCGAAACAUUAGAAGCGACCGAGGAGGCCAUAAGAAAAGACAAUCUCUUUUCAAACACCACUGUCAUGCACGUAUUAUUAGAGAAUGUCAGCGAACUGCGGAGGGAAAUUGCGGAGUACCUCCGUGCUCGCUGGAGCAAGCAGCUGAACGUUAACAGAAGGGAGAGUAUCUUGACACUCUUGAAUGACAAUGGACAUUCAUUGGAAGAAACUAUCGCGGCUCUGGCCCACCUUGAUAUGCUCGCGUUGUGCAAGGAUAAGUUCGAGAAAGACUUACUUGCUACCCUUUUCGAUCCUAUUCUACUGCCUGCAGUUGAAGGGCAAAGCCGUGGUAUCAAGAUUGGAGAGUCUUCAAUUCAGAUAGAAUCCCAACCAUCGAAGGCAUCAGUGUCUGAGGUUUUGGACCGCCUCGCCACAGCCUUGGGCUUCCUACGCCAACACCUUCCAGCAACAGUCUCGGACUCAUUUUCGGAUUCACUCAUCCCGACACUUUCAUCGAAGGUGAUAUCCUUCUGGCUGUCUUCUGCGAUACCAACAGACCUUGAAGGUCUGAGUAUGUUCGAAGACAUCUUAAAUUACGUUUUAAAGUUUACCAAUACGUUGGAGACAUUUGGGUGGCAGGGGUACGAGGAACUUGUUUCUUGGGUCAAUCAGGCCCCUCGUUUAUGGCUAACCAGGCGUCGAGUCGAUUCAUUGGACCAAGUUCGCAAAGUCCUGGCUGUUAGUCAGGGUACCACAAAGCAGGUAGAGCGUAUUGAAAAAGAGGAGGUUUCUGGUAAGGAUGAGGUUCUACUGGAUAAUACGACUGACGAUUGGGAUGCUGGCUGGGAUGACGAGAACGAACACGAGACCGCAACGAAGCAUGCUGGAAAUAAAGAAGACGAAGAGGAUGUCAGCGCAUGGGGUCUUGACGACGAUACCGAGGAGAACACAGCUGAAACGAAGCCUGAUCCAUCUGCUGAAGAUGACGCUGCCGAUGCUUGGGGUUGGGGAGACGAAGAUGAGGAAGAGCAGCCCGAUGAUGCACAGACUAAAAGUACAAAUGGGGGCAAAUCUGUCAAUGGGAAAGAGUCGGCACAUCAUUCCUCUCCCCGGGAGGUCACAUUGAAAGAGCAGUACACCGUAACCGACAUCCCUGAUUCUAUCCUCGAAAUCAUUCAGCAGCAAAUCAAAGACUCUGCAGCUAUAUCACAGCCUAUGCAUUCUCACUCCCGCGUUGUUUCCUCUGGUGCAGGCCUUCUUGCACUUCCGACCUUGAUACUCGCCAUGUUCAAGGCCACGGCAUCAUCGUUCUACGGCCUUAAACUCAACUCAGGGCAAAUGUACUUAUACAACGAUUGUUUGUAUCUUGCUGAUAAAGUGCGUAAUCUCUCAAAGGAACAUCAGCUCACCAGGCUCCAUGCCGAUAUCGAUGCGCUCGAGAAGUAUGGCAAAUUCGCCUACAGUAGAGAGAUGCAAACGCAACGCACCAUCGUCACAGACCUGCUGGACGGCGCACAAGGUUUCAGCCAAUGCUCUGAGCAACCGUUCCUGGGAGAAUGUGAAAAUGCAGUUGGUGCAACUGUGGACAGAAUCCAUGACGUCUACAGGGAAUGGCAACCGAUUCUGUCACAUUCCGCACUACUUCAGUCUGUUGGUUCUCUGGUUUCAACUGUUAUCAACAAGAUCAUCAUCGAGAUCGAAGAACUAGGUGAUAUAUCGGAGGCUCAAUCCCAACAGCUUGUGUCGUUCUGCAACCAAGUGUCUAAGCUGGAAGAUCUAUUCAUGCCAGAGACAGCGGACGAUAACGCACAUGUACCAAUGACCGCUGUCUAUGUACGAGAUUGGUUGAAAUUCCAGUACCUUAUCAACAUACUGGAAAGCUCGUUGGCCGACAUCAAGUUUCUCUGGCUAGAAGGCGAACUACGCCUAGAAUUUUCGCCUGAGGAGGUGGUUGACCUUAUCAAGGCUCUUUUCGCUGAGUCUGACUACAGGCGGAAGGCAAUUGCAGAAAUUCGACGACUAGGGCAAAGAACAGUAGUUAUACAUAGUUCUUGUAGGCUGACUGCGGGGGAUCUCCGCGCACUGCGCAAUUGGCCGCAUCGGUCGCCAUUUUCGACAACGCCGCUUCAGACUUCCCAGUUCCAUUUGUCCUUCUACGGUUCCAAAAUGAGCGAAGGCUCAAAUUCCACUUCGGCUGCGGCCUCUGCGCAGAGGCAGGUUCGUGUGCAGCUCACUAGCAAACAAGAAGACAUUGCAUUACCUGAGAAUACCGGCCCGAUUCUCGUUCCCACAGGUCUUCGAAGAUAUGCACUCUCCACGUUGGUGAACAAUCUCCUUGGCAGUGACAAGCCAAUUCCAUUCGAGUUUUUGAUCAACGGGUCUUUCCUCCGGACUUCGAUCGAUGAAUACCUGACUGCCAAUGGUAUUUCUGCGGAAACUACUCUAGAAAUCGAAUAUGUGAGAGCCUUGAUUCCACCUCUGCAUAUUGCAUCGUUUGAGCAUGAUGACUGGGUAAGCUCGGUUGAUGUGCUUUCCGCGACCUCGCCCGCCGCUUCGUUGGCCUCUGCAACAAUUGGCGCAGGCCAAGAGAAGAUCCUCUCCGGCAGCUACGAUGGCCUGCUUCGAAUGUGGAAUAUGUCAUCUCAAAUAAUUGCAACCUCGCCAUCUGCCGCUGAUGGAGGCCAUACCGCAUCUAUUAAAGCCGCCAAAUUCAUUUCCCCAAAUUCGAUUGUAUCCGCAGGUCUCGACCGAACAGUGCGUCUGUGGAAGUAUUCUGAGGAUGGCGAUGGUUUCUCGGGCAAAAUAGCACCCCAACUCGAGUUGUAUGGGCACAAGGGCCCGAUCAACUCAUUGUCUGUCCAUGCCCCUUCGAAUCGCAUCCUUUCUGCCUCGUCAGACCACAGCAUAGGUUUCUGGUCAACCAAGAAAUCGGAUGCGCCAGCCGCUCCAGAGGAUUUAUUGCCAUCUGCAGCCUUGAGGAGCUCCAAGAGGAGAAAGUUGAAUUCGUCUGUGACCAUCCCGCAACGAGGACCCUUGGCACUCUUGUCCUCUCACAGUGCGCCUGUGUCGGCUGCAAUUUUCGACUCCAAUGAUUCCACUGUCGGUUAUUCGGCUUCUUGGGACCAUUCCCUGCGUACAUGGGAUCUUGUAACCGCUACACUUGUGGAUACUCGGACAACAGCUCACUCGCUGCUUUCACUUGAGCACCUCCCUGAGCACCACCUCCUCGCCGCAGGUACCUCCGCUCGUCAUAUCACCCUGAUCGAUCCUCGGGCGUCCGCAACUACAAUUGCAGCCAUGACUCUGCGAGGCCACACAAACGCAGUUGUCUCGUUGGCUCGUGAUCCUAACAGUUCCUAUGGUCUCAUUAGUGGAAGUCAUGACGGUACAUGCCGGAUUUGGGACAUCCGGGCCACGAAGACGGACAAGGAUGGCGUGGUUGGGGAAAGUGUAUAUUCCAUCUCCCGCAAGAGCCUGGAAGAACAAGGUAAAUCUGAGGCCAAGCGUGUUGGCGGAGAGGGCGUCAAGGUUUUCGGUGUGGCCUGGGAUGGAACAGUAGGCAUUGUCAGUGCGGGUGAGGACAAGAGGAUCCAGAUCAAUCGGGGCGAAGGCGUCUUAUCUUCUGCGUAG
Messenger RNA from Aspergillus pseudonomiae, 4077 nucleotides. RefSeq lists its product as uncharacterized. Bases 1 to 4077 code for a protein of 1358 amino acids. Gene Ontology annotation, molecular function: protein binding. Lineage: Eukaryota; Fungi; Ascomycota; Eurotiomycetes; Eurotiales; Aspergillaceae. The transcript has 7 exons. Gene Ontology annotation, cellular component: RZZ complex. Gene Ontology annotation, biological process: endoplasmic reticulum to Golgi vesicle-mediated transport; mitotic spindle assembly checkpoint signaling; ribosome biogenesis. The record is from RefSeq and is a predicted model, not a curated record.